CAGCAUUAGCAUAUUUCAGUGCCUCUAAUUUAGGGGAAAAUGACGCGUCCGAGAAAAUAGAUGUCGCUAAGAAAGCCGAUUCAAAUUCAACCGAAAAGUCGUUAGUCGUUAUAGACUGGAUGAACGAAACUUGCAUCCUUCCUGCCGCACCACGAAACGGAGAUUGCCGUUAAAGUUUGUUCUUUCAGGCGACGAUUUAGUAUACGAAGGUAUACUAAACGUCUAGUUUGUGUGUUUUUCUCGUGAAACUUACUCGUAACAAUUGAUCGCAUCUUAAGAAACACAAGAGAUUUCGAACAUGGCUGACAAGGACAAAGUAAAGACAAUGAUCGUUAACGAUAUGUUAAACAUUUGUAAUCAUUGCACGGAAGUUAAGGAACUUAUCAAUGAAAAUCUAAAAGAUACGAUACAAUAUUUAAAUGGUUUGCUCACCCAAAUUCCACAAUCAACGUUUGGCCCUUUAAUUUCAAAAACACCAAAACCUCUAAGGAAAAAAGGAGCGCAACGUAUCGAAACCAUUCCAGAAGAUGACAUUGUCGAUUGUACAUUACCAAGCUCUGUCACUAUGAGCAUUAAAGAGAAAAGUAAUGAUAACAGAGACGAAACGAUGAAUGAAAACAUUACGGAAGUGAUGGUUGGUCGAACAAAAAGAGAAGCAUCAAAGAAAGCGGCAGACAGUAUUAAGAGACAACAAUCGAUAACGUUGAAUACAAAAUUACGAAGACCGCUGUCACCUGAGAAGGAUAAUACUAUUAUAAAAGAGAUACGUAAGACUCGAAGUAAAAGAAAAAAGCCUGCCAAAAGUAGCUCUGACGAAGAGUCAUUUCAAGGUCCUAGGAAGCAUAGUAAAUUAGAAGAAAAUGUACUUGGAGAAAGCACUGCGAAGAAAACCGAGGAUACAAAUUUGCAGAAUAAUAUUUCAACGAACAACACGACGACACUGCAGAAUAAAAACGAUAAGAAGGAAACGUUAAGAAAGUCAUCGAUAAUGAGGCACUCUACUAGAAAGAGAACUUUGUCGCAAAAUCACAAUUUAAGUAACAAGGAAUCUAAAACCAUUAACGAUACAGUUAUCGCUCCUAGAACGGAAGUUAUGGAAGAGCCCUCCAUGUACGAAGAUGCGAUCGAGAAACCUAUUCCUAUCAUGAACUCCACAAUGAAUUUGAAUUCUACGAUUACCAUGCAAAAAAUGAUGAAUGCAACGGUAGUUUUGGAACCUUUGUCAGCGAUUAAAUUGAACGAAACUGUGACGAUUACUAAAGCCAUUGGCAGUGUUCCAGAGAAGAAGAAUCAACAGAAGACAAAUCUACCGAUGUCCGAAUCUAGAUCAUCUAGAACAUCGAAACUUUCGUCACCUUCUUUGAAAGCCCUGCAGGACAGGAUGCAUCCGUUAAAAGAAGUUGUAGAAGACAAAGAAUUUAAUGAUUUAAUAACGGAUGACAAAUCGUCGCCUGAAAUAAAAAAAUCCAAAGCAAACGUUAGACACGAAGGUAGAAAACGGCAGAGACCUAUUGUACACUCUGUAUCGUCGAGCGAAGAUGAAAUUCUUAAUACACCAGCGAAACCAACUUUGAAGGAGGUGAACACGACCACAGUUCUCCAAGAAGUAAAGGCCAGUUACAAACCAAACGCUUUGUUCAGUCCUUAUGCGAAGGAGUCUGUAAAAAAGAGGGUCGAGGCAUUCGAGCAGGCAGGUCUGAACAGUCCAAAAGUUGAGGUCGAUGUACCAACUAGACUUACCAGAACAAAAACACGAGCUAUAGCCGCUGCGCAAGCCGAAUCUUCGGAAAGUACGAAGACUAUGGAGAAGACGGUUGUUCAGAAAUUAGCACGGAAAUCGCUCGCGAAAGCUAAGAAAAUCUCGUUAGCGAAGUAUGCCAAGGACACGGAUGAAUAUAAAGAGAACAAAAUGCUAUCGACGCAAAAGAUUAGUAGAAUAGCAACUCCUGCCGAGAAGGUGAAUCAAAAGUACGUACAAAAAACGACACCGUUGGGAAAGACAAAAAUUCAGCUGCCAUUGUCUGUUAACCGUAUCGCGAACACGCGUUCGAACAUCAUUACAUCGGUGGAUUCUUUCAUUCAUUCUGUCAAGUCUGUAAAUAAACGUAACUCGAUAGAAAAAAUAGAGGAGAAGAAACGGAAAAUGAACGACGAGGAUGCACGGAAGAAACGCGAAGAGGCGCUAAGACUUCAAACGGAAGAAAAGAGAAGGAAAAGACAAGAAAAAGAAUUGAAAAAUAAGCUGGCGAGAGAAGCAAAAGAGAAACAGGAACUGGAGAAACGUCACAAGGCCGAAAAAGAAAGAGAGGAGAAGGCACGUUUGGUGCAACAAAUGCAAGAGAAGCAACGCGAGGAAAUGGAAAGGAAACGUCUAAUUCAAAUUCAACGAGCCCAGGAGAAAGAAGAAAGGAGGAGACAGGAAGAGCAACAACGUUUACAACGUUUGCAAGAACAAGAAGAAGCGGAACGUCUGUUGGCAGAGCAAAGACGUCGCGAACAAGAGGCCGAGAAACGAAAAGAAGCCGAAGCAAGAGCUCAGCAACAAGCUGCUGCCGAAGCAUUGAGAGCUAAAAACCAAGUUCUUAUAGCGCAAGAAAAAUAUGCCAGCAAACAUAAUCAGGGUCCAACGAAUUACAUUUUGGACAGUGAACCCGAUGAAGGCGAAUCUGAUGAUGAAACCAGACCAAAGCAUGUAAUUCCGUACUGGGCACAGCCGCAUAUUCGUAAAACACAAUUGGCGAUGCAACGAUACAUUCCCGAUGAAGCAGUCUCCAGAUUUUUCGACACGAAGAAGUGUACGCCAGACUUGUCCGAAAUGUUCCAAGGUAUAGAUAGAAAUAGAUUGAAGCGCACAUCCAGUGCGAUUUGGAAAACCCCGCCGCGUUAUUCCAUGAUGGAAACCGAAUGAAAGGUAUAGUUUGUCGAAUGCAAUGUUGUUAAAUUCGUAUUGUGCCUUAUAAUGAAAGUGCUUGUAAUACCAUAUGCACUGUGUUGCGAUAUAAGAAUGACCUUAUAUCACAUCAUUGUUGAAACAAUCGAUUUAACAUUAACAGAAUGUAAGACUGCGUUUUCUAAAGAUGCCAUGUGAAUAAGUGCUACUAUUUUUUACAAUUUCAAUCAGACUCUACCGUAUUAUUCCUAUUUAUUUUUUGAUUCUUUGUAUUGGACAAAAAAUACUUCAUGUAAUUAAUUAAUAUGAACCGUGGUAUCAAAGUAUUUUAAUGAAAUAAGUAUUAUUUAGUUCC
Messenger RNA from Hylaeus anthracinus, 3245 nucleotides. RefSeq names its product inner centromere protein-like (gene Incenp). Bases 299 to 2908 code for a protein of 869 amino acids. NCBI's taxonomy places the organism in Eukaryota, Metazoa, Arthropoda, Insecta, Hymenoptera, Colletidae. The record is from RefSeq and is a predicted model, not a curated record. The transcript is spliced from 3 exons.